Messenger RNA from Elaeis guineensis (African oil palm), 916 nucleotides. RefSeq lists its product as uncharacterized. The record is from RefSeq and is a predicted model, not a curated record. Lineage: Eukaryota; Viridiplantae; Streptophyta; Magnoliopsida; Arecales; Arecaceae. Gene Ontology annotation, biological process: vacuolar proton-transporting V-type ATPase complex assembly. Gene Ontology annotation, cellular component: endoplasmic reticulum membrane.
CUUCGACGCCCUUGUGCCUCCAAAAGAAAGGGAAAGAAACGCGCCGAACGCCCCUGCCUCUCCUCCUCCCUCCAUUCCUCUCCUCGUCUGUCCGCAGCGUGCUCCGGCCGCGGCGCCGCCGCCUUGAUCGCCGACAAUAGCACCGCCUGCGAAUCGCUUCUCUCUCUGUCCUCUCCUAUUUUGUUCACGGUUGCCUGCCAUUAUCUUUGCUGUUGUGUGCUUUCGAUCUAUCUCGUUGAGUUGCCUUCCACCUGUUCGAUCAUAGGUCUAGCUGCCUGAUUGUCCGAAAGUCGAGGAGAAGCCUAGAAGGUAGGUCUAGCUGCCUGAUUGUCCGAAAGUCGAGGAGAAGCCUAGAAGAUGAAUUGAAGCAAUGUUAGGAGUGAUGCAGAAGUUCGUUCUUGCAUCCAUGAUCAUGUUGGUGGCUCCAAUUGCAAUAUUGUAUCGAUUUAAUUAUCAUAUUUUUCCUGGUUCAGGUCAGCUUUCAGUGUCGUCUCAAACACUGUUAAGUGGAUUCCUUGCUGUUAUAUCAGUGAAUCUAGUGAUUGUACUGUAUAUCAUUAUGGCCACGAAGGAACCUGCCAAUCAUGAGCCCCAGCCAGAUCCAGCAUUUUUAGCCAAGGCCAAAGCCAGCAUUAACCAAUCUGGAACCACAAGAAGCAAUCAUGAUGCCCAACCCCAAGAAAAAGCGGAGUAAGGAUCAAUGUCAGCACAAUUUGAUUACCUUACAAUUUGAACUGUUCGCUGAUUUCACUUACAUAUCUCCCAUCAUAAAGAAAAUUGUACAAUAUUGGUAAUCAGUAUGCUAUUUUACAAUUCUAUGCUUUCAAUUAGAUUGUAUUGGUGCAAAUGGAGUAACUUUGACUUCAAAUGGUUUUUAUAUAAUAAAGUUUUCUGUAUCCUAGCAGUUUUGAAGCAA